AUGAAUGACUUAAGUAAAAUGGAUUUAGUCAAGUAUUUUGACGAUGAACGAAAGUCUCUGCCUGUUACUCUUCAAAAAGAUAAGCUUUGUAGUUUAAUUCAAAAAAAUGAAACUUUAAUCAUAAUUGGAGAAACAGGAAGUGGCAAGACAACACAAAUUCCACAAAUUGUUUAUGAAAAAAUAUUACGCCCGGACGAAGAUGUAGUUGUUACACAACCAAGACGUGUAGCAGCGAUAUCGUUAGCUGAACGUGUAUCAUAUGAAGUAAACACUGAAAUCGGGGACUUGGUUGGCUACAGAGUCAGGUUUAUUGACAAAACUACUCAUUUCACUAAAAUAAAGUUUAUGACUGAUGGUAUGCUAUUACGGACUGCUAUAUUAGAAAAGAGCUUAUCGGCAUACGGAUGUGUAAUUUUAGAUGAAGCUCAUGAACGUACAGUCAAUACGGAUUUACUUUUUGGAAUUGUAAAAAAAGUCCAACGCAGUCGUAAGCACAGUUCUAACCCUCUUAAAGUAAUUGUCAUGUCAGCAACAAUGAAUGCUGAUUUGUUUGCCGACUAUUUUGGCAAUGCUCAGAUUGUCUACUUACAAGGUAGGCUUCAUGACAUCAAAAUAUUCCAUGCUAAGAAAACUGUAGAAGAUUACUUCCAUGAUACUUUUGUUACGAUAUUUCAAUUACAUAAAGAGGCACCUGAACGUCAUGACUUUUUAGUUUUUCUAACUGGACAAGAAGAAAUAGAAAAUAUGGCUCUUGCUAUAGAGCACAUCAACCAAGAUCCUUCUCUAAGAAAUUAUCCUGUUAUAAAAGUACGAACAUUAUAUGCUUCAUUGCCUACCAAUGAGCAACUCAAAGUAUUUAUGUCAUUGGAACCUAACGAGUUUGCCAGAAAAAUCAUAUUGAGUACAAACAUUGCAGAAACAUCAGUUACUUUGACUGGUAUUAAAUAUGUAAUUGAUUGUGGCAAAGUUAAAGUUCGAUGUUUUCAUCCAGAAACUUCAAUGGAUGCUCUAAAAGUUGAAAAUAUCUCUCAAGCCCAAGCUGAACAAAGAGCAGGUCGUGCGGGUCGUGAAUCUGAUGGAUAUUGUUACAGGAUAUAUUCAAAAACGCAAUAUGAUGAAAUGACCAAAGACCCAGUACCAGAAAUCUUGAGGUGUAAUUUGGGUAAUGUAGUAUUACAAAUAUUGGCCAUGAAUAUGGAUCCUUACAAAUUUGAUUUCAUUAAUAAGCCAUCGACAGAUGCAAUUAAUCAAGCUUACAACAUGUUAGGAAAUUUAGGUGCUACAAAAAAUAGUAUUUUAACUGAAUUGGGUCAUAAAAUGACUAAAUUUCCUCUUGACCCAAGGUACUCAAAAAUAAUAUUGUCAUCAGUCAACUAUGGUUGUAUGGAAGACAUUGUAAAUAUUGUAUCUAUAUUGUCUACUGAUUCAAUUUUUGUGUCUAGUCUUUCAGAGAAAAAAAAGAAACAAGCCGAGGAUGCUCAUACAAAAUUCAAGUCAUCUGUCAGUGACCAUAUUAUGUUGCUAAAAACAUUCCGUUCGUAUAGGAAAGUAAGAAAAGAUUCUAAGUCCAGUUGGUGUGACGAUAAUUUUCUCAACGUCCGUAAUUUAGAAUACGCAGAUCGCGCUCGAGAACAGUUGCUCGAUAUCUGUAGGUAUUUACAUUUACCAAUUGGCCAAUCUUGUGGAGAUGAUUUCGACCCUAUCAGAAAAUGUCUGUUGACAGGAUUUUUUGAAAAUCUGGCAUAUGUCAAUCAGGAAAAAAAGUAUGUAACAGUUAAUGCUAAAAAAGAAUGCAAAAUCCAUCCAACUUCAACACUGUUUCAUUCAUAUCCUCAUUGUGUCCUAUACACGGAAAUCAUAGAGACUAGUCAACCAUAUAUGAAAUAUAUAACUGUAAUUGACAAAGAGUGGUUGAUUGAUAUUGUUCCUAAUGUUCAUCAACGUCAUAAUUAUCAAGUUCUCAUGAAUAGUGAUUUAUAG
Molecule: messenger RNA, 1980 nt
Organism: Macrosiphum euphorbiae (potato aphid)
Lineage: Eukaryota; Metazoa; Arthropoda; Insecta; Hemiptera; Aphididae
Source: the annotation of a GenBank genome assembly